This is a messenger RNA of Colossoma macropomum (tambaqui), 1198 nucleotides long. It is a transcript of the gene tra2b, whose product is annotated as transformer 2 beta homolog. Gene Ontology annotation, molecular function: RNA binding. Gene Ontology annotation, cellular component: spliceosomal complex. Gene Ontology annotation, biological process: positive regulation of mRNA splicing, via spliceosome. NCBI's taxonomy places the organism in Eukaryota, Metazoa, Chordata, Actinopteri, Characiformes, Serrasalmidae. The transcript is spliced from 8 exons. Bases 1 to 816 code for a protein of 271 amino acids. The record is from RefSeq and is a predicted model, not a curated record.
AUGGUCACUGAGUCGCGCUCGGGCUCCAGGAGUUUGAGUCCGAGGGGCUCUCACAAAUCCACCAGCCGCUCCCCGGCCCACUCUCCUGCCCGCUCAAAGCAGGGCUCGCACCACUCCCGCUCCAAAUCCCGCUCGCGCUCCAGGUCCAAGUCCGGAUCCCGUUCCCAUCGGAGCUCUCGGAGGCACUAUUCCCGUUCCCGCUCUCGUUCCCGCUCUCGCCGCCACCGUUCCCGCAGCCGCUCCUACAGUGGAGAUUCCAGACGCAGGCGGAGCCACAGCCGCUCGCCGAUGAGCAACCGCAGACGACACGUCGGGAACAGAGCGAACCCUGACCCGAACCCCUGUCUGGGCGUGUUUGGUCUGAGUCUGUACACCACAGAGAGGGACCUGCGGGAGGUUUUCUCCAAAUACGGCCCGCUGGCAGACGUCUGCAUCGUCUACGAUCAGCAGUCCCGCCGCUCGCGGGGCUUCGCCUUUGUGUACUUCGAGAACAGAGAGGACGCACAGGAGGCCAAAGAGAGAGCGAACGGGAUGGAGUUAGACGGCCGCAGAAUCCGGGUGGACUUCUCCAUCACAAAGAGACCCCACACCCCGACCCCCGGCAUCUACAUGGGCCGACCCACAUAUGGCGGAGGCCCCAGCAUGAGCCGACGCCGCGACUACUACGACCGCAGCUAUGACAGAGGCUACGAUCGGUAUGACGACAGGGAUUACUACAGCAGGUCGUACAGGAGAAGAUCUCCAUCUCCGUACUACAGCCGCGGUGCGUACCGCUCCAGAUCCCGCUCUCGCUCCUACUCUCCCCGUCACUACUGAAAAUCUGAUUUUUUUGUGUUUUGCCCCUGAAGAAGAUUGAAGAUGAAGAAUGAAGAUGAUAAUGAAGAUGAUGAUGAUGACAGUGUUUAUUAUAUAUUUUUUUUAAUUCAUUGAAUGUCAGAUGAGUUUAUGUUUCAGCUCAGUAAAAGUCAUUUUCAUGCAGCUGAGUUUGAGUUGAUGCCCUAAGCCUGUCAUGGUUCUUUUGCACUCUUUGUUUUUUUUUUCCAUCCAGUUUUAAUUUGGAUGUCUGAGCUGUUUGUUCUUUAAGGUGCUGGAGUCCAGAGCGAUGGCCGCUGUGCCCCCUGCCCUUCAAAUUCAUAUCUUUUGUGUUUUAAAGUUAAAGUUAAUGUUAUUAUCACAAUAAAAUCCACUUCACGCCACA